UGUGAUCAUCAUCUUGGAGUUAUCAUUUCAUCUCUUCUUCUUCUUCUUCUUCUUCUUCGUCUUCUUUGAAGCUUUAUUUUUUUUCUUUUGGAUAAAAGAGAAAGUAAAAGCAUGGCGAAGGGAAAUUAAAUAAAAGAGCAAAAGAGAGAAGAAAAAAAGGAAAGCUUUAGCUUCUUCCUUGUGCUUGAAGACUCUUUUUAUGUCUCUCUGUUGUGUCUGAAGCAGAGCAGAGAGCGUUUGAGGAGGGGGAAGAAGAUGUUUGAUUCGACGCCUGAAAUUUCUCAGAUUCCUUUCGUUUUCCUUCACUUUCCCGGAAAAUCAUUUCCCAUCACUCUCCUUCUUAAACCCAUUUGUCUUUCCUUCGAAUCCUUCCAAACUCCACAACCCUAAAAAAAAUCCCCCAAAAACAAAAAAAUAAAGGAUAAAAAGCAGAGCUCUCUCCGAAGAAAACAGCCAUGUCCCUUUUCAUCCUCUGCACAAUCAUCUCCUGUCUUCUCGUUUCUUCUUCCGCUUUUCCAGUCGACGAUUUCGGCGCGUUAAUCUCGUUGAAGCGUCGAUUUCAGUUCCCGGAACCGGCAUUGUCCUCUUGGAACGAGAUGAAUCGGAGCUCUGUCUGCACCUGGGUCGGAAUUCAGUGUUCGGAGGGGCGAGUUGUGUCCUUAGACCUCACGGGCUUGCAGCUCGGAGGAACAUUGUCUUCUCGCUCUGUUUCGAAUCUGCAGAAGCUCUCAAGCUUGUCUAUUUCGGGCAACAAUUUCUCCGGAACGCUACAGAUUUCGGACAUGCCCGGUCUGAGAUUCAUCAACAUCUCCGGCAACCAGUUUUCCGGCGAUCUCGACUGGGAUUUCUCCGGAUUCCCGGAUUUAGAAGUCUUCGAUGCUUACGACAACAAUUUCUCAGCUCCUCUGCCGGUUGGGAUCGUUGCCUUGGAGAAGAAGCUAAAGUACUUGGAUCUCGGAGGAAACUACUUUUUCGGUAAGAUCCCUGCGAGUUUUGGAAGAUUGUCGGCUUUGGAGUAUCUUUCCUUGAACGGAAACGAUCUCCGGGGGAAGAUUCCCGGAGAAUUGGGGAAUCUGACGAAUCUCAGACAGAUUUAUUUGGGUUAUUACAAUGCUUAUGAAGGUGGGAUUCCUGUUGAAUUUGGCAAGUUGGCGAAUCUUGUUCACAUGGAUCUGUCAAACUGUGAAUUGGAUGGUUCGAUUCCUCGGGAGCUCGGGAAUCUGAAGCUUCUAGAAACUCUGUUCUUGCACAUCAAUCGGCUCUCGGGUCCGAUUCCAGGGGAGCUGGGGAACUUGUCCGGUUUGGUGAAUCUUGAUCUCUCCAACAACGCGUUAACCGGGGAGAUACCGGACGAAUUCGUGAAUUUGAAGCAGCUCAAGCUUUUUAAUCUGUUCAUGAACAGAUUCCACGGGUCAAUCCCUGAUUAUGUCGCCGAGUUCUCGAAUCUGGAGAUGUUGCAGCUGUGGAUGAACAACUUCACUGGCGUGAUACCCGAGAAUCUUGGUCGGAACCAGAAGCUGCAAGCUCUUGACUUGUCCUCAAACAAGCUCACGGGAACAAUCCCGCAACACUUGUGUUCCUCAAACCAGCUCAAAGUCCUUGUGCUGAUGAAGAACUUCCUCUUCGGGCAAAUCCCGGAUCGGCUCGGGACUUGUUACAGUCUGGUCAAAGUAAGGAUGGGGCAAAACUACUUCAACGGAAGUAUUCCAGACGGGUUCAUUUACUUGCCUCAGCUGAAUCUUGUCGAGCUUCACAACAAUUACUUGUCGGGUAAGCUGCCUGAAAACCCUAAUCCGUCUUCGAGCCCUACAGAUUUAGGGGAGCUGAAUCUGUCCAACAAUCUUCUAUCCGGGUCAUUACCGUUCUCCAUAUCGAAUUUCUCCGCAAUUCAGAUCCUUCUGCUCGGCGGAAACCAGUUUUCGGGUCAGAUUCCGCCUUCGAUUGGACAUCUGAACCAGGUUCUGAAGCUCGAUGUGAGCCGGAACUCGCUCUCUGGUCUGAUCCCGCCUGAAAUCGGUGAUUGUCUCCACCUUACUUACCUCGACAUGAGCCAAAACAACCUCUCCGGUUCAAUCCCUCCUCAAAUCUCCAACAUCAGGAUCUUAAACUACCUGAACCUCUCAAGAAACCACUUGAAUGAGACCAUACCAAAGUCUAUUGGCUCAAUGAAGAGCCUAACCAAUGCCGAUUUCUCCUUCAAUGACUUGUCCGGUAAGUUACCCGAAUCCGGGCAAUUCCUCGUCUUCAACGCCACUUCUUUCGCGGGCAAUCCCCGCCUCUGCGGGUCCCUUCUGAAUAACCCUUGUGAUCUCUCCCCAGUUCCCUCGAGACAGCCGAGGAAAUCACCCCGAAACUUCAAGCUCGUCAUCGCCUUGGGAUUACUCGUAUGCUCUCUGGCUUUCGCCGUGGCUGCAAUAGUCAGAGCCAAAUCAUUCAAGCGGAAGCACGGACAUAGUUCUUGGAAAAUGACAGCGUUUCAGAAGGUUAAAUUCACUGCUUCCGACAUCAUAGAAUGCGUGAAAGACGGGAAUAUCAUCGGAAGAGGCGGCGCAGGGAUCGUAUACUACGGGAAAACGCCGAAUGGAACAGAAGUAGCGGUGAAGAAACUCGUGAACGUCGGGGCGAACGGGCAUGACCACGGGUUCGGAGCCGAGAUUCAGACGUUGGGCAACAUCAGACAUAGGAACAUAGUGAGACUGCUGGCUUUCUGUUCGAACAAGGAGACGAAUCUCCUCGUCUACGAGUACAUGAAGAACGGGAGCCUCGGAGAGGCGAUUCACGGGAAGAAAGGAUCGAUACUGGUGUGGAAUCUCCGGUACAAAAUCGCGGUGGAGGCUGCGAAAGGGCUGUGCUAUCUCCACCACGACUGCUCGCCUCUGAUCGUCCACCGAGACGUGAAGUCUAAUAACAUCUUGCUGAAUUCGACAUUCGAGGCACACGUGGCAGAUUUUGGACUGGCCAAGUUCUUGACCGACGGCGGCGCCUCCCAGUGCAUGUCAGCCAUCGCCGGCUCCUACGGCUACAUUGCUCCAGAGUACGCGUACACGCUGAGGGUGGACGAGAAGAGCGACGUGUACAGUUUCGGGGUGGUGUUGCUCGAGCUCGUGACGGGAAGACGGCCGGUCGGAGAUUUCGGGGAGGGGGUGGACAUAGUCCAGUGGGUGAAAACGGUGACGAGACGUCGGAAGGAAGAGGUGAUGCUUGUGGUGGACCACAGGCUAAGCAACGUGCCCAGACAAGAGGCGGCGCAUUUGCUGUUCGUGGCCAUGCUAUGCGUCGAGGAGAACAGCGUCGAGCGGCCGUCGAUGAGGGAAGUCGUCCAGAUGCUUCUGGAGUUUCCCCGGCCGGAGACUCCCUUCUCGCCGCCGCCGGCGGUUCACAGUCCGUGCAAGGGCGUGACGAAUGAUGCCAAAGCUAAACAAGAAGACUCUUUGGUUUAAAGGGAUCGGUUUUGGAAAUUUUUUUUCUUAGCCCUUUAAUUAGUUUUCUAUAAGUCUUUUUUUUUAUAUAUAUAAAAAAAAAUCUUUUAGGGUUAUGGUAUUGGGUUGGAUUUUGUUACACCUUGGCAAUCGAUGUGAAAUAUAUAUAAAUAUGUGUAUACUUUUUUUCCCCAAGUCAGAAUAUGUGAUUUCAUGAGAUA
Tarenaya hassleriana is the source of this 3640-nucleotide messenger RNA. RefSeq names its product leucine-rich repeat receptor-like serine/threonine-protein kinase BAM3. Bases 456 to 3440 code for a protein of 994 amino acids. The transcript is spliced from 2 exons. NCBI's taxonomy places the organism in Eukaryota, Viridiplantae, Streptophyta, Magnoliopsida, Brassicales, Cleomaceae. The record is from RefSeq and is a predicted model, not a curated record. Gene Ontology annotation, biological process: hormone-mediated signaling pathway; protein phosphorylation. Gene Ontology annotation, molecular function: ATP binding; receptor serine/threonine kinase binding; protein kinase activity. Gene Ontology annotation, cellular component: plasma membrane.